AAAUCUUGACGUAGACUUCAUUCGCAAAAAUCCCUGGAGCGCCGCAAACAGUACAUUUCUGUUGUAUACAGUUUCGCAGAACCCAUGGCGGGCGACUUUACUCUCAAGAAGAAGUUGUUAAAGCAACUUGGACGUAGAAGAGGGAAUUCAGCGAAGUCGAAGACGCGAGAUGGCUCAUCUACUUAUGAUCCCGUCUCAGCACAUUCGUCACAAGACUCCUCCGACUCUUAUAGCCACGUCGAUCCAUCAAUCACAACAGUCUCUCCCACCCCACCGUCGACAACCCAUGGUUCAAUGCCUUUUCCUAACGCGACGCCUACUUCCCUCUCAGACAUAGUGUCACGUAGUUCCCCAAACAAAUCGGUAGAGGAGGCUCUGGCAGAUAUAUCCCAGAGAGCAAAAGGCGACCAACAGACACACAAAGCAGAAGCAGCUACAGACCAUGCUAAGAUCAUUCAAGGUCAAUCAAAGUUUGUCCAAGAGACAAACCGGCUUAUUCUUGAUCGUAAGAGUUUGGUUUGUUUACAGGAUCUCCGGGCAUCCGAUCCUCGCGAUGAUAAACGCCGAAUCGAGGCUGCAGAAGACGGUCUAGUCAAAGAAGCAUAUAGUUGGAUCCUCGAACACUCCCAUUUCCGGCAAUGGCGCAACGAGCAGAAUCGAAUGCUUUGGAUUAAGGGUGAUCCUGGCACGGGCAAGACGAUGGCUAUUUGCGGUCUCAUCAACGAAUUAGAACCAUCGAUGAGAUUGGGCAACCCAAGCGCCGACACACUGCUCUCCUACUUCUUCUGCCAGGCAAUCGACGUUCGUUUGAACAACGGUGCUGCCAUGCUACGCAAUCUGAUCUACCUACUCAUUAUUCAACGCCCAUCGCUCAUCCGGCAUGUACGUGAAAAGUACGAUCAUAUCGGCAGGGCGCUCUUUGAAGAGUCAGAUCCCUGGGACCACUUAUCAGCCAUCUUCAUAAAUAUUUUGCGAGACCUGAGGGGAACAACCACCUACCUGAUCAUCGACGCCCUUGAUGAAUGCACUGACUUGGAACGUCUCAUUGGUUUGAUCUUGGGAUUUCUCCCUGAGUACUCGCAUGUCAAAUGGCUCGUAUCCAGCCGGGAAACCCACAUCAUCAAGCGAUUCCUGAGGUCCAACGACUUUCAAAUGGGGCUGAGUAUCGACUUAAAGGAGUCUGUGUCUGCAAUUGACGAUAUUGGCACAUAUAUUGACGAAAGGGUGUCCCAACUCAAGUUCUUACAAGACAACCAUGCCCUCCAGGAACUUAUCCGGCAUACUCUCCGCCAGAAGUCCAAUGGGAGUUUUCUCUGGGUAUCCCUAGUCAUCCUGCAACUGCAAACAAUUGAAUCUGGGGAUGUUGAGGCAGUGACCAGUGCCGUAAUAACAGACCUAGAGGGGAUUUAUGCUCAAAUGUUAGACCAAAUCCACAAGCUUUACGAAAGAAAGUAUUGUCUGCUCGUGCUUGCGGCAGCUACUCUUACAUAUCGUCCGCUGCAUCUUCUGGAGCUGGCCGUUGUAUCAGGACUACCUUCAGUCAAUACAGAAAGAGUCGGGGAAUUUGUCAAGAUGUGCGGCUCGUUCCUUACUUUACGAGACGAUCAUGUCUACAUGAUCCACGCAUCGGCCAGGGACUAUCUAUACCAAAAUUACAGCUCGCUUCAGCUAGCUGGGGUUGCGCAAAGACAUGUUGACAUUACUAGGCACUCCUUCUCCACGAUAGCAACGCUGGAGAAAAACAUCUACAGCAUUGACUUCGGCUUCAGACCAGAAUACCUAGAUUCACAACCGGUUCAUCCAGAUCCGUUGACUCCAGUGCGGUACUCUUGCAUAUUCUGGGCCGACCAUAUCUGUCAAAAUAUUAAUGAUCCAGAGUGCAAAGAAGCGCUGACGGACGACGGAGUGGUGCUUCGCUUUCUAAAAACACAGUUCCUUCGCUGGCUUGAGUGUCUGUCAUUAUCGAGGAGCUUGUCAGCGGGGAUAAAAUCGAUUAGAAAGCUUCAGCAGGUAGUAUCGCAUCAAAUGAAUAGUCAUGAGCUCACUGCCUUCCUGGCAGACGCUGAGAAAUUUAUCAUUAGCUAUGGAUCAAUCAUAGAACGCGCUCCUUUACAGACAUAUGGCGCUGCACUCGUGUUCUGUCCGAAAACAAGUAUUAUCCAGAAAGAGCAAUGGAGGGAAAGGUUAUCAUUCAUCAAAACAGUUGAAGGUGUCAGAGACCACUGGGGCGCGCUCCGGCAGACUCUCGAGGGGCAUAGCAGUUAUGUUAAUGCCGUUGCCGUGUCACCGGAUGGUAAGACAAUAGCCUCGGCUUCAAACGACCGUACGAUACGGCUCUGGGAUGCAACUCUCGGCACGUUCAAGCAGAAGCUUGAAGGGCAUGGUGAGUGGAUCAGAGAUAUUGCCUUCUCGCCAAACGGCCAGACGAUAGCCUCGGCUUCAAAUGACCACACGGUACAACUCUGGGAUAUUAUUACAGGCGCAUCCCAGCAGAAGCUUGAAGGCCAUAGCGAGUGGGUGAGAGCUGUUAUCUUCUCGCCGGACGGUAACACAAUAGCUUCGGCCUCGAAUGACCGCACAAUACGUCUUUGGGAUGCAGCUACAGGCUUGUUUCGGCAGAAGCUCGAGGGUCACAGUGGAUGGGUUUAUGCAGUUGCUUUCUCGCUAGACAGUAUAACGCUGGCCUCAGUCUCGUUUGACCACACGGUCAGGGUCUGGGAUACAGGUAGAGGCGUACUUCAACAGACACUCAAGGGACAUAGGGGUCCAACUAGAGCAGUCGGAUUUUCACCAGAUGGUAAGACGUUGGCCUCAGCCUCGGAUGACCGUACAAUACGGCUCUGGGAUAUAGCUACGGGUGUGCUUCAGCAAACGUGUGAGGGACAUAGAGAUUGGGUCAGAGGUAUUGCUUUUUCACCAGAUGGCCAGACACUAGCCUCCGCCUCGAACGACGGCACGGUGCAGCUUUGGAAUACCGCCACAGGCACGCCCCGGCAAGCAUUAGAGGGGCAUAGCGAUUAUGUCAAUGCCAUUGCUUUCUCCCCUGAUGGUCAGACGCUGGUCUCUGCCUCAGACGACUACACGGUGCGGCUCUGGGAUACAGCUAUAGGCUCACAGAAAACGCCAAAGGGACAUAGCGAUAAUAUCCACUUUGUUACCUUCUCGUUAGAUGGAAGAACGCUAGCUUCGGUCUCAGACGACGGUACAGUUCUGCUCUGGGAUGCAGCUGCAGGUACACUUCAGCAAACACUAAAACACAGCAGUUAUGUUACCGUCAUUGCUUUUUCACCUAACAGCAAAUUAUUAGCUAUAGCCUCAGAUGACUGUAUAGUAUGGCUUUGGGACAUAAUUACGGGUACAUUUAAACAAGCGCUUAAAGGACAUAGCAGUUGUAUUAAUGCUAUAGCUUUUUCGCAAGAUGGGGAAACGUUAGCCUCGGCCUCACACGAUUGCACAGUACGGCUCUGGGAUACAGCUACAAAUACAGCUACAAAUACACUUCAAAAAACGCUUAAAGGACACACUGAGGCUGUCGGGGCUAUUUCGUUCUCACCCAAUCGCAAAACGUUAGCCUCGGCCUCGGUUGACCGUACGGUGCGGCUCUGGGAUAUGACCACAGGCAUGCUUCAGCAGACUUUUCAAGUACAGAGCAUUUCAGCUUGGGUCACAGCCAUUGCUUUCUCACCCAACGGGAAGAUGCUAGCCUUGUCCUCAACAGACCACACAGUGCAGCUCUUAGAUGCCGUUACGGGAGCGCUCCAGCAGACCCUCGAGACUAAUCAACUCCUCACGAAACUGGCAUUCUCGAACGAUGGUCAGUAUCUGAACACGGACUAUGGCAUACUUGGAUUUGCAGAAACCGCUUUACACGAGAAGUCUCCUGGCAAGGAUGCUCCUGAUUAUGCAUUAUCCGUCGAGAAAGAGUGGGUGACUCUUGGCGGGAGGAAUCUUCUUUGGCUCCCUCACGAGCACAGGCCUGCUUGUGCAGCUAUAUCUGGUCAAACUGUUGUCCUAGGUCAUCGUCCUGGCGGGGUUACACUAUUGCAAUUCAAUUUUACGGAUCUAGAUCGUUAUUGACUCUUUUUUUCUUUCCUAGCAGACGCGUCGGAGAGAAGCAUUCCAUUUCUUUAUAUUACCCCAGAUUUACUACUGGAAGUAAUCUAUC
This is a messenger RNA of Trichoderma harzianum CBS 226.95, 4165 nucleotides long. RefSeq lists its product as hypothetical. The record is from RefSeq and is a predicted model, not a curated record. NCBI's taxonomy places the organism in Eukaryota, Fungi, Ascomycota, Sordariomycetes, Hypocreales, Hypocreaceae. Gene Ontology annotation, molecular function: protein binding. The transcript has 3 exons. Gene Ontology annotation, biological process: negative regulation of transcription by RNA polymerase II. The coding region runs from base 85 to 4077 and encodes 1330 amino acids. Gene Ontology annotation, cellular component: nucleus; transcription repressor complex.